Messenger RNA from Adineta ricciae, 453 nucleotides. Lineage: Eukaryota; Metazoa; Rotifera; Eurotatoria; Adinetida; Adinetidae. The record is from the annotation of a GenBank genome assembly.
AUGUCAUCGGAUAGAAUCUUAACUUUUAUUCUUGGUUUUUCUGUUUUCGGCACAUUUUUUGGUCAUGGAUGUUUAGCGACUCGAUUUGUUCCGUCAUGGUUGCCCUAUUUACGUGUCAUUGGCGUGGGUGAUAAAUGGGCUCGAAUUCUGAUGCCUGUUAUUGGCUUUAUGGACAUUAUCAUUGGUUUUUUCUGUUUAUUUUCUCCCACAUAUCCUCUAGUAUAUUGUUGGGCAUUUGUCUGGGGUGUUGCUACAGCUAUGAUGCGUCCACUAGCUGGUGAAUCAAUUUUUGGUCUUGUUGAACGAACAGGAAACUUCUGUCCUGCCUUAGCUUUGCUCUGGCUCAACAGUGGCCGUCAUUUCGGUUUUUACCUUAAUGUGUGCGCUAUCAUGGCAGGUACACUUGUAGUGUCUGGAGUCAUUCUUCGAUCUACUGCAUUGUUGAAAAAAUAG